AGGGCAACGCCUUUGGGCACUGCCACAGGCUGGUGGCAUCACCAGGACACAGGGACACCAUCCUCCUCCUCCCACUUCUCUGGAGCACUGGUAGAGCACAAACUUUGCUCCGUGCACCCUCGGGAGCGCUCGGGCUGCCCUCGCCCACCCCGCUGCCUGUGGGAUCCCCUCUCUCCGCGCACCGUUCCUGCUGGAGCCAGCCUUGAUUUCCAGCUCGCUGCUGCCAGCGCAGCUCCCGGUGCUGCCGGAUCCGGCCCCGCGGGCUGCCAGGAUGCCCCCGACGGGCGGCAGGAGGAUGCUGGCACUGGCAGGCCCGGGCGGCAGCGCGGCGCUCCGGGGGCAGCAGCACUGCCAAAUUGGGGUUCUAGCCCUUUAAAUCCGAUCCGGUACUGCAAAAAAAAGGACGAGCGAGCAGGAGAGAGCCUUCAGACUCUUUUAAUUAAAGCUUGUACCAUAUUCUGUAUUCCCAAGUCACGGCAGCCGCCCGCGCUUCCCCAGGACACGGCGGGCUCCGGCUCCGGCUCGGCAUGGACGGGCACCGCGCCGCACCGGGCACCGGCGGCUGGAGAGUCGCGCUCCGGGCUCGCCUGGCCCCAUGAUGAGCUCGCCCCGCGCCCGGGCCCCGCCGACUCGAGUGCCCGAUGGGGCUGAUCCAGGAGCCGGCAGAGGGGCAGCCCAAGCGUGAAGGUGGCCGCGGGGAUGGGGCUCCCGGCGAGAAGGAGGAGCCGCCGCAGCGGAGCCGGCAACCGGAGUUCCCCUCCUGGCAAAAGAUGCCAUUCCACCAUGUGACAGCUGGCUUGUUGUACAAGGGCAAUUACCUGAACCGCUCGCUCUCGGCUGGCAGCGACAGCGAGCAGCUGGCCAACAUCUCUGUGGAGGAGCUGGAUGAGAUCCGGGAGGCUUUCCGAGUGCUGGACCGGGAUGGGAAUGGCUUCAUCUCCAAGCAGGAGCUGGGCAUGGCCAUGCGCUCCCUGGGCUACAUGCCCAGUGAGGUGGAGCUGGCCAUCAUCAUGCAGCGCCUGGACAUGGAUGGGGAUGGCCAAGUGGAUUUUGAUGAAUUUAUGACCAUUCUAGGACCUAAGCUGGUGUCGUCGGAGGGCAGGGAUGGCUUCCUGGGGAAUACAAUAGACAGCAUAUUCUGGCAGUUUGACAUGCAGAGGAUAACACUGGAGGAGCUGAAGCACAUCCUGUACCACGCCUUCCGCGACCACCUCACCAUGAAGGACAUCGAGAACAUCAUCAUCAACGAGGAGGAGAGCUUGAACGAGAACUCUGGCAACUGCCAGACGGAGUUUGAAGUGCACGCCCAGAAGCAGAACCGCCAGACGUGCGUGCGCAAGAGCCUCAUCUGCGCCUUCGCCAUGGCCUUCAUCAUCAGCGUGAUGCUGAUCGCGGCCAACCAGAUCCUGCGCAGCGGCAUGGAGUAGCUGGCACGGCUCGGCUCGGCUCGGCUCGGCUCGAGUGGUCCUGGCACGGGAUGGCCGCCAUGCAUGCGCACCCGGGAGAGCUCCCGCCCCGAUCCCACGGCACCGACACGCGGGCACAGCCGGCGCCUGCGGCGGGAGCCGGAGCCAGCAGCGUGUCCUGUGAACCAACCACAUCCUUUUGGCAGGGACAUCAAAGGGCUGUUCUAAUGCUUUAAAGGUUUUGUUUCCUAAUGCAAUAAUCCCACAUCCAGGAGUCCCGAAUUAUUGCUUCGAAACAGCAAUGGCAGCGCGGAGGACGCUCAGAUCCGGCGCUCUGCGGGUGGGAGGAGGCCCAGCCUCGUGACUGGUCCUGACCCAGGGCCCAGUGACUGUCCCACGCAGCUCCCGCCGGGCCCGCAUUCCCAGGAAGUUCAUCGUAGCAUUGCCACAAGCAAGUCCUGUUCCUUUUGUUCCACGUGUUCCAGCUUCACUUUCCUUUUCCCUUAUGACCAUGCCAUGGAGUUUACGGCAUUAGAGGGGAGCUAGAGCAUCCUUGUACAGUAUUUUCUGAGGAAAAAAGGGGAGAAUUUGCCAGCACCAUACAAAAUGUCUAUUUUUUGCUUCAUCAACUCCACCUUUGACACGAGACUGUGGGGUAGCAGGAGUCUGUUGGACGUUUUUUUCCGACUGUGAAUCAGGGCUUGAGGAGCACCCCUUGUUUUCCCACCUGGGCAUUGCUGAACUUGUGCAAAGUCUUCCAAGGGACUCUGCCACCACCAGCGCCAGCUAAACCUCCCUCUCCUCUGGCCUCUCUGCAUAUUCAACAUUUCCUCUCCAGCAGUUUUACCCUUCUUCUUUAUUGGUCUUCAAGAAUUUUUUCCCAGGUGAAAAUCCUGAGGGAAGCUCUUCCUGAGCUUUCCUCUCCUUUCCUUGCCUGCACAAUUUUGAUUUAUUCUGUUUCAUGCGGCCUGGUUAUGAUCUGCAGUGAAACCUCCAUGGUGAACAUCAUCCUGUGGAGGAGGUUUUAUUUUCUCCUACAUGAUAAAGUGUUGAUUUGACCAGCCAACUUCUCCAUUCCUUCCCAGGAUCCAUCCCACCAACCCAUCCCAUGGCAGGCUCCGAUGGGGGCCAUUGGAAAAGCUGAGCUCUGCAGGAGAAGAAGGAGCCCAACCUGAGCCCACCCUGUGUGCUUGGAGUAUGUCAGACUUCCAGGUCUGGGGAGCCUUGGGUGGUUUUCCUGGAAUACAUUUUAGGGAGCAGCAAGGAGAAGAUGGAAUGGAGCAGAGCAGGGACACCACAGGGGCAGUGCAAGCAGCCAGUUGGACUUGGGAAGGUGUUUUUCCUUUGAAACUUGACACAAAUCCAUGCAUUUCCCUUUGGAGGAACUAUGCCCCUGGGUGCCACACCAGGACAGAAAUGAUCUCCUGCCCUCCUGGGAGAUCCCAGCUGGUGAUCAUGGAGUGCUCCAAGGCAGUUCCAUGGAGGCACUCAGGUGCUGGAGUGGGGUGGCUGUGCUGGGAGAGCUCCAGGCACACCCAGGACCCCCGAGAUGUUGCUCCUGGAGUGGAGGUGACUGUUCCCUGUGCCACAGGAGGGGCAGGAUGGUUUCCCCAGGGCUUGCACAGCCCCAGCUUCCCUCAUCCCACCCUGCAGCCACUGACUUACACUGGAUCCAUCCCCAACACCUAUUCCAGCUCUUUCUUUUCUACCACUCUGAGUGACAUUUACCUGUAUUUUUAGCAGCCUAAUUUAAAAAUCUGCUGUUCCUUGUCCUGUCUCCCACCACCCCUUUAAACUCAUGUCACUUUUAGGUGUCUCAGUGUCCCACCUCCACCUUUUCCUGCCAUUUUCCUGGUGUCCCCUCCAUCCUAAAGACAACACCUUUUCCACAGCAGCUGAGUUGGUUUAUUCUGCCUUUCCCAAACACAUAAUUCCUGCAUUUCUGUUCUGCUGUGACCAAUAGAGGUGAACUGCAGAAUAUUCCAUUAAAAAAUGAUUCUGUCUCUCAGAAGACAGAGAGAUUUCCAUUUGCUACAGGGCAGCACCAGAAUAUCUGUGGGAUAUUCUGGUGUGGGAUUCUCAGUACUGGGGAACCCAGACACAUUUUCUGUGCUGAGCAUUGCAGAUAAUGAACUUGGAGAUCAUUUUGAGGAAAUUCAUCCCCACUUUUAGGUCUCAGGGCUCUGUGGAAAGGUGGCAGCUGUGAGAAAAAAGUCUAAAUGUUCCUUGCCACCAAGGAAUACUCAUUUUGUCCCUGGGAUUGUGCUGGAGUGAGCAUGGGCAGAUGGAGGUGGAGGGGAGGGAUGGGGGAGCACAGGGUGGAGCAGUGCCUCCACUGAGCCCAAACCCUCAACCCCAAACCCACAACCCCAAACUCACAACCCCAAACCAGGCAUUUCCCCACAUUUCCUCACCCAUGUGCCACAAACCCCCAGCAGACUCCAGGCCCAGCAGCACCUCAUGCACAAGGAUUGUCUGCAUUCCUUGAAGCUUUCUGGAAUGCUCCAGAAUUGCCUCCUGCAUGCCCCAUAGACCUUUGUAAAUAGUGCCAUUCUCCAGCCCAACCCUUCCCCUCCCAGCUCCAUUUGUAAAGCCAAACCUAUAAUGAAUAUAUUGGUAAAAGCCAUAGCCUGGUGUCAGUAGAGUUCAUUGCACAACUCCCCACUGAUUUUACUGGGUACAGGAUUUUUGGGGCUUUGGGGUGUGAUUUUUCUGUAGGGAGCCUCACUUUUCCAUUAUGAAUCAGGGUCAUGUCUUGCCAGAGGUCUCCUUUCCCUUCCUAGAGCAGCCUUCCUCCAUCCCCAGGCAUUGUGAAGAGAUCCCUUCUUUAAUCAGUGGCUCCUGGCAAUGCAGGAUGGAUCAGGCCGAGCUAUUCCAUCCUUUCCUUCCCCACAACCUUCCCAUCCAGCAGCACUGAAUGUCUCCUACCUCCCUCCCUGGCUCCAUUUAUGUAACAUCCAUUUAUCUCUUUUUUUUUUUUUUUUUUUUUUUUUUUCUACACAAGAGGGGAAAAAUAGGGCUUUUUGCUGCUUUUACAGACAGGAGGUAAAAAUAGAGCAGUAAAAUUCUGAUUGGAACCUGAUGGCAAAAGCUGAGGGGGGAGAAAGCAGAAGAAUCAAAGACAUAAAAAUAAAAACCCCACAUCCCAUACUUUAAGGAAAAAAAAAACCUUAUUUAAGUGCUAAUUAACAUACUUUAAAAAAUACCCAGACUGCAGCAGAGCUGUCAGAAAAAGCUCUAAACUUCUGCUCUUGCCAGUUCCAGGAGGAUUGAAGUGUCUUUUCAGCCCUGCAGUUCUGGAGGAACAGGAGAUUGCCAUGGCAACGCUGGCUGUUCGUGACAUGGGUGCCACCGUGGCAGAGCACACAUGAUCCCAGACUGCCAGGGAUGGGCAAACAGCUCCCAGCACUGGCACAGGGGCUUUUCAUGGAUUAGGAAAUUAUUAGGAAUUCGUGAGCAACUCUGUUGGCUUGGCCACAAAGAGCUGUGUGCAAUUAAGGGGAUUGACGUGCAGGGAAGGCUUCAAAAGGGACGUGAUGAUUUCAGCCCCAGAGAGGCUUUGGUUUAACUCAGGAGGGAGUGAAAUCCUCUCAGCCUGAGCACUGCCUGUCCUGGGCUGGCUGAGGACUCUUUGGGAAGGUUCUCCAUGUGGGGAUCAAGCUCUGGUGGGAAGGAUUUGGGUUCCUGCUCCUGCACCCCUGAUCACCACUGACCUUGGCUUCAGCCACUGGCUUCAGCAGUGAUCCUGAUCCGUGCUCCUGGAGAAGCCAGCAGAAGGAACAGCAGCCUCACCAAUGCUGAAAUAAUUUGGAGGGAAGUGAAUUCCAGCAAAAGCUGCUGAAGGAACACUGCUCACCUGUCAGAGCCAAAGCCAUUCCUUCAGGGCAGCCAUGAGAAAGCCACAGCUGGGGAGUUCCAGGCAGGGCAGAUGCAGUGGCUUUGUCCUGUGCACUGCCAGGAGCUGGACUUGAGGUCCUUGUGGGUCCCUUCCAACUCAGGAUAUUCCAUGAUUGUGGUGCUGGUGGCCCAGGAGAGCCAGUGACACCUGGGAGGUGUCACCUCUGGUGCCACCCAUGGGAGCCUGGCCCCUCCACGAGUGCACCACUGAGGAGGAAUUUCUGAUCAGAACCAAUGUCAGCAUAAUUGCAAGAUUUAAAUUGGAAGUCUUGGCUUUGUUAGGACUCUGGUCCUCAUGCUGUGGGAGGUAACAGGGAGUUAGAGAGAGUUCACAAAAUAAUUCUCCUUCCUGCUUGAUGGGCACCCCCAUAUCCCCCAGUCGCUGCCAGCACCUGGGACAGUGAUCACAGAGCCCAGGUCCAGGGUGAGCAGGAGGGUGGGAGGGAGGAGCACCCCCAGCUCCUGUCCCUGCUCCCCGGUGAGCCAGGCUGAAUUUCUGGGUGAAAUCCAGUUCAUGAGAGAGAUUCCAUCCCGGUUAUCCAGAGGUUUCACCUGUUGGACACGUGCACUGGCAGGGCUGGAUGUUGGUUGCUUUAAUUCCAGCAGCUUGGGUACCCCCUCUUUAUAAGCUGGGCUAAGUAAAGAGGGGUUUUAAAUCCAGAACUCAAAGGCAGGAAGCAGGCAAAGCAAGGCAAGCUAGAAAACAUUCCCAAAGCUGCCACUCUGGGUGGCUGAAAUCUGUUUGGAUGAGCCGAGCAGCCACUGGUCCUUUCUUCCACUGAAGUUUAGGAAUAUUUUGUCCCAAAACCCAACUCUGCAUCCUCCUGCCUGCUGGAGAAGAGCCAAACAUCUCCUGGGCCACCCCUGGCACUGGGAGGGGCUCCAUUCCUGGAGAAGGCCCCAGGACAAAGGGAGACUCAGCUUUUCCCAUGGAAAGCUCAGCCCCUGCACGUGCUGGGAGCUGCCAGGGCUGUCACCACCCCGAGGUGACAGGAGCACAGCCCCCGUCAGCCCUGCAUCAGUGAGGGGAGAAGCAGUGGGAGGAAUGACAUUAAAAUCUCUAAGAAUGAAGUCCCUUAUUUUACCCACCCCUGUAAUCCAUGAUUUAGUUCCUGCUUUAUGGAUGAGUGUUUGAAAGAAGAAAAACCAACUCUUCUAAAAAUGAGAAUCUGAUGAAGUGUCUUUUUUUCUUGGCUCUGAAUCAUGCUUCCAUUCCACUGAUGAAGAUGUACAGAACUUGCUGGGUUUCAAUCUAUUAUUUUACCCUCCUGUGCUCUGACAGGGCAAUUACAUUUCCCUGGCAUCACUUAAAACCUGUUCCUUUCCCAGGAAUUUAUUGCAGAAAAAGAAGUUUCACCACAUUUUCAUAUCUUUAUGUUGUUGGCUGCUAUCAGGAUGGGCUCUGUAUUUCUCCAGUUCAAGAAGGACAUUUUGGGCAGCUCUAGGAAGUGACAAAGCUUCACCAAGAGCAAGGUGGGCAGAAAAUCUAAGACCCUUUUAACUGGAAAUGUGAUCACUUGCAGCUUUCCAAUGGCAAAAGUCUGGAAAAGUGCUGUAAUUUGGCAUCUUCACUAUGAAAUAAUUGCAGCCCCAGAAGAGGGAGAAAGGAGAAAAAAGAAAUCCUCUGGAUCUAGAGCUCAGUACUUGACAAUUUGAUGAUGAAAGUACCACAGGGUUUUUUUUUUUAUUUUCUGCCAAGACUGACCAAAAUACUUUGUAGCCUUGAAAACCAUUGCUAGAUGAAAUUGCCAUUUCCCACCCAAUCAUUUCCCCAGCUGUUCCUGGCCUGUCUUUGCCAGCAUCCCAAACCAGCAGCUGGAUUUGCCCCUCUUUAGGUGAGAUCCGUGUUCCAGCUUUCCUUUCCCAGCUGUGUCUCCAUCAGCCAGCCAGGAGACCUUGGGAAGCUCUGGGGUGGCUCUGGUGCCACCAGCCCUUGGGCACCUUGUGUGUCCCUGCUGGGGGCCAUCCCAAAGGGUGCAGGUGAUGUUGGUGACAUCAAUCCCCAAAUCCCUGCUCUGUUCCCCCUGCAGCAGCCCAGGGGUGGGCUCACCCUCCUGAGCAUCCCCUCCAGAGCAGCCAAAGCCCUUCCAGCUGUGGUUCCUCAGAUUUCUCUGGGCUGGGUGAGGAGGGGAGAGCAGGUUACCUGUGGGCCCCAGGGUCAGUCAGAAAUAACUCAUUUGAGUUAACUGGAAUAAGGCCAGGAGUCAGGCUGCUGCCAUUUAAUCCAUAGCAGGAUCUAAGGAAUCAAUUCCUUAUUAGGAAUCCUCCUGAUUCAUCUCUAGGAAGGUCUCCACUAAUCCCUGUGUCUCCCUUUUGUCACCAGCUCAUGUUUUCCAGCCAUUUACUGUUCGUUUAUAAACUCACUGGGUUUUUUUGGCUCGUUAACGAAAGACAUGGCUUUUUAAUUAAAGAAAAAACUUCACAAAGUCAGCAGCAUAGUAGUAAAAAAAAAAAAUCCUAACAAAAAACCUUUGUACAAAAUACUGUAAAUAUUAAUAUAAAUUAACUGGGCAUGCAACUGAAAUAAAUCCUAUGUUAUUACAAGUUAUCUGAGUGUAUAAAGGAGUGUAUAAAGGAAAACUGAAUGCCAUAUGUAUCAGCUGUUCCCUCUAACCAAACUCUACUGUAAAUAUAUAAUCUGUAUAAAAAUAUUUUAAUUUUACCAUUAUUUAUGCAAUAGAAAUAAAGGUUUUUUUCUUUUGAUGAA
This is a messenger RNA of Melospiza georgiana, 8010 nucleotides long. It is a transcript of the gene CALN1, whose product is annotated as calneuron 1. Gene Ontology annotation, molecular function: calcium ion binding. The record is from RefSeq and is a predicted model, not a curated record. Bases 642 to 1427 code for a protein of 261 amino acids. NCBI's taxonomy places the organism in Eukaryota, Metazoa, Chordata, Aves, Passeriformes, Passerellidae. The transcript has 7 exons.